GCGGUGAUAUUUGAUUUUAAAAGUUUGUCGCAAAACACCCCGAGAUUAGAAAAGACGCUUAGAGGCAAGUAACAAUCAUCACAUCCACAAGAAGAUUCAUUCUGCGGAUGAAUACAAGACAUAUCUCUUCGAGUUGUUAAAUAUCGAAUUCAUGAUUGGUUGAGGUGAGGUCGUGUCGGUCGUGUCAGUGAGACGAGAGUAAUGGAAGUGUUUGAUCGUCGUGCAGGCAUAGAUAGAAAGAACAUUUUGGAAAAAUGUUCAACGAUUUUCAUAUUAUAAUCAUGAUCGUCACGUAAAAGUCUUGAGUGAUAGGAAAAUGUCUUCCUACCGCAGUAGUGUGUUGUUGUCGUUAACACUACUUAUUUAUCUGCACAGAGGAACUGUCCAUGGGUUACUAUGCCACUGCGAUAUUUGUGCCGACAGAAAUUUUACUUGUGUCACAGACGGGUAUUGCUUCACAUCUACCUCUUUGCAAAAAGACACUGGAGUUAUUACACGUGCAUACAGGUGUCUAAACAAGAAGAACUUUUUCCCGAGGGAGUUUCCUAUUGAGUGCUCAGUGUACAGCCGUCAGACGCCUGAGAUGCAAGUUGAAUGCUGCAACAAUUCAGAUUGGUGCAACUCCUCUUUGGUCCCAUCUCUGGCCACCCCCAUCACCACUACCACCACCACCACCACCACUACCACCAUUCACACAUCCCUGAUGCCAGAGAAUCCACAGGGCCAAGGAACCGUCUCAUUGGGCACAUGGGAGCUAGCGUUGGUUAUUGCUAGCCCUAUUGUCAUAGUGUGCAUCAUCGUAACAGUGGCCUAUAGCCUGUGGCAGCAGCAUUCCCGGCGCAAACACCAACUACCCUAUCGGUCUGAGGAUUCAAUUGAAGCACCAGAUCAUCCCAUAUUGGGUGGUGUGUCAUUACGGGACAUGAUUGAAAUGACCACAAGUGGUUCUGGUUCAGGCUUGCCUCUGUUGGUACAACGAAGUAUUGCAAGACAGAUACAACUUGUUGAAAUUAUUGGCAAAGGGAGGUUUGGAGAAGUGUGGCGAGGGAGAUGGAGAGGAGAGAAUGUGGCAGUGAAAAUAUUUUCAUCUCGAGAAGAACGUUCCUGGUUUCGAGAGGCAGAAAUUUACCAAACAGUAAUGCUGCGUCAUGACAACAUUCUUGGAUUUAUUGCAGCUGAUAAUAAAGAUAAUGGUACGUGGACACAACUGUGGCUGAUUACGGACUACCAUGAGAAUGGGUCUCUCUUUGAUUAUCUGAAUAGGAGCACCGUUGACACUACAGGCAUGAUCCGUAUGACACUAUCAAUUGCCACAGGUCUGGCACAUCUCCACAUGGAGAUUGUAGGCACACAAGGAAAACCUGCCAUAGCUCAUAGAGACCUCAAGUCAAAAAAUAUUUUAGUAAAAUCAAAUACUACAUGUGCCAUUGGGGAUUUGGGUCUAGCUGUGAGGCAUGAUGUGGCAACAGACACGGUAGAUAUUCCGCUUAACAAUCGUGUUGGCACAAAGCGGUACAUGGCUCCAGAGGUGCUUGAGGAGCUUAUCAACAUCAACCACUUUGAUUCAUUUAAAAGGGCAGAUGUAUAUGCUCUUGGCCUCAUAUUUUGGGAGAUUGCAAGGAGGUGUAAUGUUGGUGGUAUCUAUGAUGAUUACCAGUUGCCAUUCUAUGACAUGGUCCAAUCUGACCCAACCAUUGAAGAAAUGAGGAAAGUGGUGUGUCUGGACCGACAAAGGCCGUCUAUUCCUAACCGUUGGCAGUCAAAUGAGGCGCUUCAUGUGAUGUCGAAAGUCAUGAAAGAGUGCUGGUAUCAGAAUGCGGCAGCUCGUCUCACAGCACUUCGCAUUAAGAAGACCCUUGCAAACCUUGGUGCAGCUGAAGAUUUGAAAAUAUAAAAAGUCUGGUAUGGAGCACAUCAGGUUACUUCCAUGCAGGCACCAAUCUCAGUUGUUUACAGUUGUGCUGCAGUUCAAGUUAUUGGAGACGAAAUAUUGUUGUGAAUUAAUUAUGAGGAACUGCUUUCACUAGUCACGUCCUUUCAUUUCACAUAAUUAUUGCAAGGUUUUUCCUUUCUUAAAAUGGACACAGUAAGGUGCUUCAUGUUAGUUCCAAAACGAUAUUCAGAAUGUUACUAAAUCACAUUUUGUGAGAAGGAAUAUGGUGACAAGCAACAUGAUCCUGACUAGAAGAACAAGGAAAUAAUUUUCAUGUGGUAAUUGUCCUGGGAACCAGUGACCCAGACAUGAUUCAGUUAGUUGUCCAUGUUGAGUAGAUCCAGUAUGCAAAGUGCUGCUUGCCACCAUUGUAUUGUUUUUGACAUUCUGUUGAAAGCCUGACCUGCAUUAAAAUGUAUUUGCAGAAAAAUUGGGAUAGGCAGCAGAAAAUUUGAAGAAAGGAAUGGAUGAAAGACAGGAAUGUUUGUUGAGUGGAUGGCUGUGUGGAUGAAUGUUAAAUGCUGAAGAAAAAUCACUGCCCAGUUGUGUUCCCCCUGUAAUAGCACAGGCCCUGUAUUUACUUUGUUUAUUGCUUUGACUCUAAAGCAACUUCAGCUGGUCAGCUACAUAUAGUGUGAAGUUUCAGCAGUUACAUCUGUUCAAGAAACAGUCACAUUUGUAACUUUAAUUUGACGUCAUAGAAUUUUAAGAACUCUUAAUAUGAGGAUAAGAUUUUCUCUAUUAUAACACUUCGUAGUUUGGUAGCAAUCCACCAUUGUUUUGUAGGAACAUUGGGCCUCCAUCUUCGGGAUCAAAUUGUAAGCCAAGCAGGAAGCCAGCAGUAAACAAAUGGCAAUGAUCAUGAAUCUGAAUUUUAACUUCUUAUCUGAUCUGAAAUGCAUUAACAGUACAUGGGUCAUUAAGUAAUUUUUGUGUGUAAGCAGCAUGCUUGAAGGGUUUAUGGAAACUUGAAACAUAAGAUCCUUGCAUCCUUUAUCUCAGCUGCAGGGAGAACUGAGUGGUCAUCAGCAUUUUCAACAAAUCAUCUAUAUUCAAUAUGUAUUGUUUGAUCAAUAUUAAAUCCAGCAAUAGUUAAGAAGUCCCUACCUGAUGAACAGAAUCAUGUAUGU
Messenger RNA from Cryptotermes secundus, 3063 nucleotides. It is a transcript of the gene babo, whose product is annotated as TGF-beta receptor type-1. Gene Ontology annotation, molecular function: activin binding; activin receptor activity, type I; ATP binding. The record is from RefSeq and is a predicted model, not a curated record. Gene Ontology annotation, cellular component: plasma membrane; activin receptor complex. The coding region runs from base 317 to 1894 and encodes 525 amino acids. Lineage: Eukaryota; Metazoa; Arthropoda; Insecta; Blattodea; Kalotermitidae. The transcript has 9 exons. Gene Ontology annotation, biological process: nervous system development; protein phosphorylation; cellular response to growth factor stimulus.